ACCACCUCUCGCUAGUCGCUACGCUGGUUCAGUAAUAAUUCGGCAUCAGAAGCAGCACGUACUACCACCAAACGCAAAAACUUAAACUUAACUUUAUUCGUAACAAUUUGUGUAUAUAUGUACUUAUUUUAUUUGGCGAUCUAUUAACAACAAACUAAUAAUCAAAUCAUAAUCGUAACACAAGAAGAGUGUUAUUUAAAUUGUUUUUCACCAAUCAUCGCUGUACAAUAUAUCAUCGACCGCGGUUCGGGCGGCUGGCCGUCGUAAGAUCGUUUUUUACUGCUGACAACUACAAUAGUUUUCAUGGCGCCCAACAUUAUUCGGCCUAGUCAAAUGCUGAUAUUCAACUCAGCCAUGUGCUAUGUCAAACAGCGACAGCACCCGGCCGCUGGGGACAUCGACGACGGAUCGUCGAUAUCAUCGAAAUCGCCGCCGGCCAAGAGGACGUACGUAAAAAACAUCUCACCCGAGGAGAAAAUAUUGCGCAAGAAAUUACGAAACAGAGAAGCAGCACAAUUAUCUAGAGAUAAAAAGAAAGCACAAUUCAAUAUUUUAUCAGGAAUGGUUCAUGGGCUAAGAAAAGAGAAUGUACAUUUAAGAGAAGAAAUAGAAACUUUACGAGCCAACCAAGAGCAAUUGAUCGCUGAAAAUGAAAGAUUACGAGAACAACUUUCGACUGAGUCAUCCAUACCAAAAUCAGUAGUUACAGAAUUCUGUACAACAGCAGUUAAUAACAAGAUUUCGAUUAACGGACCUGCCGUGUCCAAUAGACACCCUCUGCAGAAGGGCAAACGGAAUCGAACAUCUUGUUUGAUGCUCUGUUGUCAGAUUCUGUUCCUAUUACUGACCAUUCCAUCCUACAUGAUCUCAAGCUUCCAGACGACGAUGAUGAUAUGGACUGGCUUGACAACAAUGUUUCAAAACGUUUGGAGAAAAUUGCUGAUGAACUACUCGGCGAAAGUUUCCUUAAUGAAUGUUCUCUUGAUGAAAUGGUGGGGGGCACAUCAGAAGUCAUGGAACCCGGCCAAAAUAUUAAUUUACCCAAUGCAAACAUAAAUGAUGAUGAUCCAAUAUUCAUGCUAAACACAGACACAGAAAGAAUUAUAGAUACAGUUAAGAUUCCAACAGAAGAAAUGCAAAUUUCAGCACCAAACAUAGAUGAAUCUGAAAUCGAAGAACAUUCCGAAGACAAAAGUAACUCUUUGGAACGUUUUAUUAUCGUAGAAGAAGCUGUUGAAGAAGUAACAACAACCUAUGAUGAACACAUUCUUGAAAUAUGCCAGGAAGAUGAUAUUGACACAGAACAGUAUGAAGACAUUGGUUAUGAAUCGCUUAGCUCUCCCGAAUAUGAUUACAGAACACAUUUUAAUACACCACUAAUAUUAACAAAUUUACUUUCAUAAAAAUAGUACCUAUAAUUAAAAUAAGAUACAUAAUAUUAAAUUUAAAUUUUAACUUAAAUUUAUGUUAUUAUUGAUACACUUUUAUUACUUUAUGUUAGUAUAAGCACACUGUAUUACUCUAGUAUACUUUCAUACAACAAUUGAUAUGUGUCCUAUUUAUUAUAUAAUGUUGAAUAGCAUUAAGUGUUGUAUUUAAUUUUAUGAUAUAAAUUCUGUGUUUGUGUCCCAUAUAAAUAUAUAUAUCUUAAAUGGUCUGUGUCUGUGUUUAACACUGAUCACUAAAAUA
Molecule: messenger RNA, 1689 nt
Organism: Rhopalosiphum maidis (corn leaf aphid)
Lineage: Eukaryota; Metazoa; Arthropoda; Insecta; Hemiptera; Aphididae
Gene: Xbp1
Product: X-box-binding protein 1
Exons: 4
Coding region: 304-1056 (250 amino acids)
Cellular component (GO): nucleus
Molecular function (GO): DNA-binding transcription factor activity, RNA polymerase II-specific; RNA polymerase II transcription regulatory region sequence-specific DNA binding
Source: RefSeq, a predicted model, not a curated record